AUGUCGGUAGAAGAAGAGUUGGAAGCAGAAGUAACAGUAGCUUUAGCUGCAGCUGAAGAAUCUGAAGCUGCGCAAGGUGUGGGUAAGGGUAAGGGUAAGGGUAAGGGUGUGAGUAAAGGAAAGGGUGUGGUUGAGGGUGAGGAUGAGCCUGUUUCUGAUGUGUCUAGAAGUGAAAUACUGAUCACUCCUAAUAAUACUAGUGGAGAUGAUGAGCCGGAUUCUUCAAAAAGGCCGUGUGUCACCAAGAGGGUGCCAUUUUCAAAAUCUGAUUUUGAGAAGCCGACUCUGCAGAAAGGUAAUACUUUUGAUAGUGUGUAUGAUUUCAGAAAAGCCAUUAAACAUGCCAAUAUAUUGAAGGGGAAGGACUUGGUUUACCAAAAGAAUUCUAAAUCGAAAGUAAUUGCAGUGUAUGGAGAGAAGAAUUGUAAAUAUAGGGUUUAUGGAAGACAGUUGAAGGGUGAGGCCACAUUCAUGCUGAUUUCGCUUAGGCCCAAACAUACAUGUGCUCGGAAAUACAAAAAUCAUUUGAUUAUUUCCAAGUGGAUUGCUGAGUGGUGCUUGGACAAUUUUAGAGAUCAACCGAACAUGCCUGUAGAAGUCCUGAAGAAGAAGGAGAAGAAGAAAUGGAAUGUUGAAAUCCACCCUGGUACCCUGUAUAGGGCUAGGAAGAGGGCACAAGAGGUGAUUUAUGGGAAGUUGGGUGAGCGGUACCAUCGUCUAUGGGACUAUUGCGUGACAAUCAGAAGCACAAAUGUGGGGAGUUGUGUUCUUUUGAUGGUUGAGAGACCUAUGCCCGAAAUGCCAUGUAGAUUCCAAAGGAUGUACAUAUCCUUGGCAGCAAUGAAAAAUGGCUUCAAGGAUGGUUGUAGGCCUGUGAUAGGCCUUGAUGCGUGUUUCUUGAAGGGGGUUUACAAAGGGGCAGUUGAUGGCAGCUAUUGGAAGGGAUGCCAAUAA
This is a messenger RNA of Alnus glutinosa, 954 nucleotides long. RefSeq lists its product as uncharacterized. Lineage: Eukaryota; Viridiplantae; Streptophyta; Magnoliopsida; Fagales; Betulaceae. The record is from RefSeq and is a predicted model, not a curated record. The transcript has 2 exons. The coding region runs from base 1 to 954 and encodes 317 amino acids.